AUGCAGAGCUCGUGGAUACUUGCCAUCCGGUCUGUUCGACCAUCACGACGACUGGCCCCGACAUUGACCUUCCGCCCAACCUGCCUCUCCGCUCCCGCUUCCAGACGGUGCUUCCACAUCUCGUCACCGAGACCCCAGGACAUCAACCCCGCUAUCGAAGACAUGGCGCCAAAGGCCCCCAAGUUCGAGAUCAAGACCCCUAAGGGCACCAGAGACUGGUCCGGCGCGGACAUGGUCCUUAGGGAGAAGAUCUUCAACACCAUCACCAACGUCUUCAAGCGCCACGGCGGUGUAACAAUCGACACUCCUGUUUUUGAGUUGAAGGAGAUUCUUGCCGGGAAACCGCAUCCAACAGGGAAAUAUGGAGAGGAUAGCAAGCUCAUUUAUGACCUUGCCGAUCAGGGUGGCGAGCUCUGCAGUUUGAGAUACGACUUGACCGUCCCGUUCGCUCGGUUCCUGGCGAUGAACAAGGACAUUUCACAGAUCAAGCGUUAUCACAUUGCGAAGGUCUACCGAAGAGACCAGCCUGCGGUCAAGAAGGGCCGUAUGAGAGAGUUUUAUCAAUGCGAUUUCGAUAUUGCUGGACUCUACGACCCAAUGAUCCCAGACGCCGAGAUCAUCAGAAUCAUCAACGAAGUCUUCGAGGGCCUUGGCUGGCAAGGAAAGUACACCAUCAAGCUCAACUCACGCAAGAUUCUUGAUGGCAUCUUCCAGGUCUGUGGUGUUCCCGAGGCCUCCAUCCGCCCCAUCUCGUCCGCCGUCGACAAGCUUGACAAGAUGCCAUGGGAGGAUGUCCGCAAGGAGAUGGUCGAGGAGAAGGGACUUGCGCCAGAGAUUGCCGACAAGAUCGGAAAGUACGUCGUGCUCAAGGGCAAGCGGGACCUGCUCGAGCAGCUGCAAAAGGACGAGGAGCUGGCCGCCAACCCCUCGAUGCAACAAGGUUUCGCCGACAUGGAUCUCCUCUUCACCUACCUCGACGCCUUCAACGCCGGCCACAGUGUCUCGUUCGAUCUCUCACUAGCCAGGGGUCUGGACUACUACACUGGAGUUAUCUACGAGGUUGUCACCGAGGGGUCAGCCCCCAAGGUUUCUGCUGCGUCUGCUGAUGCCUCGGCGGAAAAGUCCAAGAAGAAGAAGGGCAAGGCUGGGGAAGAUGAGGAUCGCUCUGAUGACCCGACAGUAGGCAUUGGCUCCGUCGCUGCUGGUGGAAGAUACGACAACCUCGUUGGCAUGUUCUCUGGCAAAACCCAGGUCCCUUGCGUGGGUAUCAGCUUCGGUAUCGACCGUAUCUUCUCCAUCAUGAGGGCGAACCAGGCCAAGAAGGAGAGGAAAAACGAGGUUGAUGUCUUCGUCAUGGCCUUUGGUGGCGGCAAGGACUUUACUGGUUUACUGAAGGAGAGAAGUGAGAUUGCGGCCCGUUUGUGGGACGCUAACAUCAAGGCCGAGUUCCUCUACAAGGUCAAGCCUAAGCUCCAAAACCAGUUCAAGGCUGCCGAGGCGAAUGGUGUGCCGUUUGCGCUUAUUCUGGGAGAGGACGAGCUGGCUCAGGGCAAGAUCAAGAUCAAGGAGAUGGGUCUGCCGGAGGAUCACCCGCUGAAGGAGGGAGAGCUGAUUGAUUUGAAGAACUUGACCAAGGAGGUGCAGGUGAGGAUUGAGAGGAAGAAGCAGCUGGAUGCUAUUGUUGCGCAGGCGGAGGGGUUGAGAGUUGUGGGGGGGAUCAAGGGGGAGGAUGUGAAGGUUGAGGCAGCUUGGCUAAGGAGGGAGAGGGGGGGGAGGGAGGUUAAGGCCGAGAACUAA
Messenger RNA from Podospora anserina S mat+, 1797 nucleotides. RefSeq lists its product as uncharacterized. Gene Ontology annotation, molecular function: ATP binding; histidine-tRNA ligase activity. Gene Ontology annotation, cellular component: mitochondrion. The transcript has 11 exons. The record is from RefSeq and is a predicted model, not a curated record. Lineage: Eukaryota; Fungi; Ascomycota; Sordariomycetes; Sordariales; Podosporaceae. Gene Ontology annotation, biological process: mitochondrial translation; histidyl-tRNA aminoacylation. Bases 1 to 1797 code for a protein of 598 amino acids.